AAACUGAUAGAAGUUUAACUUAUCAAUAUCAUGUGCAAGGAAUCGAAGAAGUAGCUAGAUGAUCACUUAUAGUAUUAAUAAAAGAAUAACCGGUACCUCUGCAUAAUGAGGUUUUGCAGAGGCUCGAAGCCCAUUACGACAAAGCACAGCGCAUCAUCGCGAAGUCUCAUUUUCAAGUUCGAGUUCCCUGAUAAGUUUUCAUGCUUUCAAAGAUAAAGGGGCCUAGUGGUGAUCAAAUUCAUGAUUUCCGCGACAAGAUAAGUGAUAAGAUCGAGUUUAUGGCCUGUCAAAGAGGAGUUCACAGUUUUUGUUUCACUAACAAAUCACCUUACCAUGAAACCAUUGACUUUGACGUACAUGUUGGCCACUUUUCCUACUAUGAGCAUUUUAGACCUUUGUUAGAUCAGACAUGCAAGCUAGAGGAGGCUCUUUACAACAUUCAAUUUGAACAGCAUUGGUUGGAGGCCCAGACUGAACGUGAUGGGUCCCAGUCAAAGCCUUAA
Messenger RNA from Manihot esculenta (cassava), 503 nucleotides. RefSeq names its product transmembrane emp24 domain-containing protein p24beta2. Bases 201 to 503 code for a protein of 100 amino acids. Gene Ontology annotation, cellular component: Golgi apparatus; endoplasmic reticulum-Golgi intermediate compartment; endoplasmic reticulum. Gene Ontology annotation, biological process: Golgi organization; intracellular protein transport; endoplasmic reticulum to Golgi vesicle-mediated transport. The record is from RefSeq and is a predicted model, not a curated record. Lineage: Eukaryota; Viridiplantae; Streptophyta; Magnoliopsida; Malpighiales; Euphorbiaceae. The transcript is spliced from 3 exons.